AUGGUGACUGCGUCGACACCUUCCUCUAAGGCCUCACCCGCCUCCCACCUCUCCGCUGUUCGCGUGCUUGACGCCUUGUCGCGUCGGCGACCGACCGUCACUUCGCUAUCGCAGGCCUCGCCAUCCCCUCGACGUCUGCUUCGGGCGACGCCAGGUCGCCAUUGGAUGACCGUGAACAACGCGACUGUGUCCACCACAGCCACGUCCACUCCGACGUCGACUCCAACCCCGACGCCGACACCGACGCCGACGCCCAUGUCGUCGUUGGCAGCGACCGCGGCCGUCAGCUGCACUGACGUGACCAAUCGUCUCGGGACAACCGGCUCUGGUUCCAUCCUGCCUAUUCCGGCCUCCGAGACGCCGGUGGCCUCCAUGGCUCUGGCCAAACAGGCCAUGAGUCAGGCGGCCGCUGUCGCCGCGGUCGCCUCCUGGUCGGCGGGAGGACGGCUCUUCGGUCAGCCGUCCGGUCUGACGAGCCAGCAACUACUCUACGCCAGGCAGCUACAGUCGAGGUAA
This is a messenger RNA of Protopolystoma xenopodis, 516 nucleotides long. The record is from the annotation of a GenBank genome assembly. NCBI's taxonomy places the organism in Eukaryota, Metazoa, Platyhelminthes, Monogenea, Polystomatidea, Polystomatidae.